UAUUUUGAAGGUGGUGAGUGACUAUGAGGAAAGAAUAUAACUGAUAAAAAGUAACAGUACUGAUAACAAGGCUACUACAACCACAUUCCACACAUUCCAAUAAAACGGACGUGACCAUGCUGCUGAAACACAUUGAGAUCGGCUGCAGGAACUUCUCCAAAGCCAAACAAAUCUUCACCUCAAACUUCUCCUUUUCUCUUGUUCACGAGGAGAAGGAUUCUUGUCUGCUCAAAUCUAACAACAUCAAAAUCUUCCUCAAAAAUAACCCCACCGAUGUCAGCCGUGUCACAAACGUCGCAUUUACCUGCCCCAAUCUCCUUUCGUUUAAAAACAGUGUCACCAACCUGAAAACCAAAUCAUCAGAGAUAAGAGAAAACUGUGCUUAUCACCCUGGGGUGCCGUUUAUUGACAUCUUAUCUCCUUUUGCUAAUCUAAGUCAUCGUGUGUAUCAGGAGUGUAUAGAAACACAAAAUGAGACUUUAAUGUCACGUGACAUGGAUCACUUCUUGUUUUGUUGUGACCGGAAGACAGCAAAACUUCAUGCUCAAUGGUACGCUGAACUGAUGAAUGUAGAUCCUUAUAAGUUGGCAGGUUCAGAGUCAGGCACAAUGAAAGUUGUUGUAAAUGGGUCAGGCAUGGAAAUGUUUGUUAACUGCGGCCGGGAGAGUGGUCUACCUAUAUUUGCGUUUUCUGAACCAAUCACUCAAAACACUCUUGGGUACAACCAGAUUGAAAGAUUUUUAACUGCGAAUAGUGGUGGAGGGGUCCAACAUAUUGGGUUAAAAUCUUCUGACAUUUUCAAAACAGUUCGCGAACUGAGGGAAAAAGGUGUGAGGGUCAUUGAACAGCCAUUUUCUUAUUACACUUUAGAAGAAAAACUCGCUCAGUUUCAAGACUUAAAUAUUGAUCCAAAACUUGCUUUUGAGAACAGUAUAAUUGUUGAUAAGGACGAUGAUGGUUACUUGCUGCAAGUUUUUACUGAAAGUGUUUUAGAAAAAGAUGGGAUGUUCCUAGAGAUCAUAGAGCGUAGGGGGUCCAGGGGUUUUGGUACUGGAAAUGUUAAAGCUUUGUUCGCAGCUUUGCAGAAGAAAAUGGAGUCGUCAGCUGUGGCGUGAUAUAGUGACCAGGUUUUCAUUUAAAAUAUAAAUUAGGCCUCAUAUCACAGUUGGCUGUUUUUAUUGGUCGAUAAUAUAAUUGUGUCUCGCUAGUUAUAAUCCGCUUUUGGAUGUUGAUAAAAUUGAGUUUCAUGAAAUAUCGUUGUAUAAAGUUGCCUCGUUGGCUUGUUUGUAAUAUUUGAUGUGACCCACAGUUUAAAUAUUUAAACAUUUCGGGUGUUAACUUAUUAUAUCCCUUUUCUCUUGUAUUUUUUCUAAAUACAAAAUUUGAUUCUAUUUUUACUUCGACAUUUUACAAUAUUU
Messenger RNA from Bolinopsis microptera, 1418 nucleotides. Its product is annotated as 4-hydroxyphenylpyruvate dioxygenase-like protein. The coding region runs from base 117 to 1115 and encodes 332 amino acids. The transcript has a single exon. Lineage: Eukaryota; Metazoa; Ctenophora; Tentaculata; Lobata; Bolinopsidae. Gene Ontology annotation, biological process: aromatic amino acid metabolic process. Gene Ontology annotation, molecular function: 4-hydroxyphenylpyruvate dioxygenase activity. The record is from RefSeq and is a predicted model, not a curated record.